AUGGCUAACAGGGAAGAAGAGGAAAGCGACAAACCUGAUGAGGAAAGCGACAAACCUGAUAAGAAAAGCGCCAAACCUGAUGAUGAAAACGGAAAAAAGAAAAGUAUGGGAAGAAGAAGAAAUUGCAGUGAGGAGUUUUCAGCCCAACCGAAUGACAGCCAAGAAAAAGAUUGCUACGAGGAGAUGGGCACUCACGAAGGUUAUAGUAAUCACAGUGCAAACAGUGACAUGCCAACGGACCGGGGCUUCGAUACGUCCGUUAUCGAGCAUUGGGGUGGAAAAAAAGGAAGCAUUAUUCAUGAAGAGGAGGAUGAGGAGGAAUGCGACGGCGCGGACAGAGAGGGAAAUCGCAAAGCGAACAGCCAUAUCCUCUGCGUGGAAGUUAAAGCCCAUCCAAAGGAUGAAAGCGCGUCUUCACCCCUGAGGGGCAGCAAUGACUGGGGGCCGUUCCAUCCGGGGGAAGGCUGCUCAGGGGAAGAAGCGGGCGUGGCAAGCGGAGCGGGCCAAAUGGGUCAAAUGGGUCAAAUGGGCCACACAGGCCAAGCAACCCAAGCUGCCCAAGCUACCCCAAAUCGGAGCAACCGCCAAACCGGCGAAGGGGACGAAAAAUUAAACGCAAAUUUCACGUGCACGAGGGAGCACGUGGACCUGGGGAACGACCAGCACAGUAGAGAAAGUGGUCACAUGUAUAACCGAGCGAAAGAGGAGGAGGGGUAUUGCAAAAUUGGUACCGAUCCAACAGUCAGCACGAUCCGAAUGGCGGUCAUAUGCGGAAACGAUUCAAAUAAUGUUUCUGUUAAAGUUGCAAGCGACUUUCGCGCAUGCAAGAAGGGAACUGAAAAAAGGAAAGAGGAAAUAUCCGGAGGAGUAGAGGAGGAAGAUGAAAUUAUGCUCGAAGGGGGAAACGAUAUGGAGGGUGCUGGGGGAAAUGAGAGGAGAGGCGAGGCCAGAAAGGAGGUCAUAAGCGGGGCUAGAAGCGAGGCUAGAAGCGAGGCUAGAAGCGAGGCCAGAAACGAGGUUAUAAGCGAGGCCAGAAGCGAGGCCAGAAGCGGAACCCUGGGGGAACUCCCAAGCACUAACCAAAGCGUUGGCGAAAUCACCGAUUUGGGCCAUGCGAGAAGCAAAACGGCAAACUACAAAAUUGGGCAAAAUGUUUUGUUAAAAGGCGCAGUCACUCCUAAAAUGGAUAGUGAUGACAGUAGGGGUAGUAGUGAAAAGGGUGGAAAUGGAGAAAAGGGUGGAAAUGGUGAAAAGGGUGGAAAUGGUGAAAAGGGGGACAGUGAUCUCCUCCCUGGUGACUUAGAAGAACUCGCCACCAUUUUUGAUGAGCAGAAUUGUGCAAAUAGCACCCUGAUGGGUAGCGACGAAGAGUGUAUAAGCGCUCGGGUCAGUGGAAAAUCGGAUUCAAAGUCGGAUGCAAAGUCGGGUGCAAAGUCGGGUGCAAAGUCGGGUGCAAGGUCGCAUGCAAGGGCGCAUGCAAAGGCUCAUGCAAAAUCGCAUGCACAACCGGAUGAGGCAUCUGAUACUGCGCCAGAUGCGGCAUCGAUUGUACUUCUCGAUGCACACCCCGACGAGCAAUCGAAUCUUCAGCGCAAUCAAAACCGAAGGAGAAAAGGAACAAAUUUUAGCGAAAAAGUAAAAAAAAAAAUCCAUUUUUUAAACAUCAGGAGGGGGAAUAAUAACAGAAAAGGGAGAAGAACAAACUUAUCCGUUGAGCAUCACCCUUACCAGUCGUGUUAUUACCCCAAGGGGAAAUGUGCAAAGCCAAGUACAUCCAAGUAUGAUGGACUGCGAGGUGAAAAUGUUAUUCCUAACUCUAGUAGUCGUGCAGAGAAGAAGGAUAAUGUGAAUAAGAAUGACCAUGAUGAAUCGGAGGAAGAAAAACUGCUUGUUCAACAUUCUGAUGAAAGAAAAACAAUUAAAGAGAAUUGCAAAAUGGACAGUAGCGACAUGAUUGAGUUAAUUACAAGAUCGCAUGGUUGCAGAUCGCCAACAGUGAAAAAUGAGAAAGAAGCCGAGGCCAAUGCGGAUGUGUGCGCUGUUGUAAAUAAUCCCAGAAGCAAGGGAUGUUACGUUCCUAAACAAGAACGGAAGGCUGUACACUCUGCGGGGCAAAGUAGCGCAGAAAAGGAAUCCCCAAGUGGGAGGUUAUUCCCCGAAGGGGCAUUUCCCUAUGAGGACAUAAACCAUGGAGGAAAAAAUUUUGUGAAUAGCAUAACGAAUAAGCUGUCACAUGGCAAGGACAAAAUGGAGGAGAGUGUUGAUAAUGUUGAAAAGGGCCAUGUCGAGAUGCCCCAUUUGAGGGGUAGUGCACAUGGCGAAAAUGAAAGCGCCAUAUCGAUGAGGGUAACGACUCGAGUGAGAACCACCCCCCAGGUGAGUCGAGUGACGAGGAUGAGCAGUUUGAAGAAGGCGCAGGAAAAUAAAGGGAAAGACUUCACUAAGAGUAAUGAUGAACGUUUAGUAGCAGGAAGAAUUCCAAAGGAGGGCGACAGUCCCAAAGGGAGGCAUCAUCUGAAGAAGGCCUUAUCGAGUGAGGCAAGUUCGUCAUCAGAAGGUGCCGAUUUGGGUGGCGAUUUGGAUGGCCAUUUGGAUGGCGAUGGAGAUGAUCAUUAUGAUCGCCGCAACGGUGGAGUGCUGGAUGGGACCGCGACCAGGAGGGUCUUCCCCUCAUCGCACAUCCGAAGCAGCGGGCCAGAAUGGAAAGAUGGCUCCCCAAUUAAUGGCCACAAGUGCGAUGGGAACAUUAAGGGGGAAAGAAGUGACGUCGGUGAAUACAACAGAGUAGGAAGGUUCUUCCGUGAGGAAGGAACAAAUCCGCUGGGAAAGGAAGGAGCAACUGCUCUGGGAACGGAAGGAACAGCUCCGCUGCGAACGGAAGGGACAACUCCGCUGCGAACGGAGGGAACAACUCCGCUGCGAACGGAAGGAAGAAAAAAACACCCCAAGUUUUACAAAGAGGCAUGUGAAGGUUCGAGCGAAAGUGACAGAAUAAAUAACAACUGCCGUGAGAAGGCCGCUAGCAGGAGGGAAGACUAUUACAAGCAGGGUGUGCGGACCGGGUACAUACUUAAGGAGAAUAGGCACGGUGGGGAGAAUAGGAAAAGUUGGGAGAAUAGGCAAGGCGGGGAGAAUAGGCAAAGCAGGCAAGGCAAACAGAGCAGUAUGAGCCGGCCAAGUGAGCUCAGUCAGCUGAGUCAGCCAAAUCGGCCAAAUCAGCCAAAUCGGCCAAAUCGGCCAAAUGGGCCAAAUCAGCGAUAUCAACAGAGUCAACCAAAUCGGCCCAGUCGACGAAGUGAUGCCCUUCCGGUGGAUGUGAAGAGCAACUGUGACAGGGGACAAGAGCCGAGGGGGGGAAGAAAUGGAAGAAACUACCUGAACAAGCCAGAAAUAAAAAUGGAAGAUUUCAAACUGCACAAUGGCAUGCAAAGAAGGAGGAAGAAUGGGGAGAACAGCACCCUCAAUGAUGAACUGGACCGGUGGAAAAUGGAAGAAGGAGAAGGUGAAGAAGGAGAAGGAGGUGGCGGUCACGCGGAUGACAAGGAGAAGAACCUCCAUGGCGGGCCGAAGGAUGAUAAGAAGAGAAAAAAUAUGUUCCUAAUGAACGGGGGGCACAGAAUUAAGGAGGUGGAAGGGACAUGGGAAAAUGAUAAGUGGGCGGACGCGAAGGGGGUGAUGAAAUUGAGGGGAACGCAGAGGCGGGAAAGGAAUGAAAGAAGCGAGCGGGGCGAAAGAAAUCAGAGGAGGGCGGGGGAGGACAAGUGCAGUCGCAACGACGAUGGGGAUGGCCGUGAGGAUGACCGUGAGGAAGACCAUGAGGAAGACCAUGACAAUAAGAGUGACAAUGGCAAUGACGCUGAUAGCGACAAUGUGGGACGAUUUGUCAGGCGAACCGAUCGAGCCGUGCCCGGGGAGGAUCUGGCGGAUGGAGAUGGGAAUAACGACGUGGGAAACAAAGCUGCUGGUAACGCUGCUGGUGACGCUCCUGAUUACGCUUCUGGUGACGCUCCUGUUGAAGGUGAUGGCGAAGCGGCGGACGAGGAGGACGCGAGUCAGCUGUGCGAAAUCCAGAGGCACAUAGACUACAUCAUGCAAAACGACGAUAUCGACUUUUCCCGGAUCAGCGUGAAUCCCAGCAAGAACUACGUGAAUAUCAACGUAUUUAUCGACCGGUACAUACUGAGGUAUGAUGAACUCCAGAACAGCGAGCUACUGUUCUGCUUUGGAGAAUCCAGUGAAGAAGACGUGAUGACUAGGAAGAGGAGCUCCGUGAAAGGUGGAGAUGAUAGCCAAAAGGAUGGACUGAUGAGUAUGAGAAAAAAAAAUGGAGCUUCAUCAUACAAGAAAAAAAACAAGCAACAAAAAAAUAGGAAAAUAAAUUACGAUGCCAUUGAUACCAUGUGGCAGCCCCAUUUCCAUCCACACAACAAGGAAUUUAGAGUGAGAUACAGAUACAAAGGAAGCAUGAGACUGAAAACGAUCUCGUGCAAGCACUAUGGUUACUUGCCCAGUAAAAAAAUAUCGAUACUCUUUUUGUUCAGAUGGCUACUCUGCGGGAAGUACAUCGCAGAGAAAACGAAAAGGUCAAGGUUAAGCAUCACAGAUAUUAAUGAUCGCAAUUUACCUGACCUUCUCUCAAAAAAGAGAAAUAAAAAUAAUGGCUACAUGACUGAUGAUGAAUGGAAAGCUCUGGAAGAAAAAAAAAGCAAAGAGUUUUACGAUCAUGUACAUAAAAUUAAUAACUUUUUGAUUAGUAAUUACAAAGAUGAUACUUUUGUGAAUAAACUGAAGGUGAUCAUUAACAGCUGUGACAAGCAGUUUAAGAAGGGGGAGGUACUGAAUAUACUUAAUCAGUGCCUGCAGGAUAAGCUGACCAGCGAGCGGCGCAGGGAGUCCCUGAUGCAGGGCGACGGCGGGAGAGGCGGCUGCUCUGUUGGCAGUUCGCGUAGCGGAGGGAACACCCUAAGCGGCACUCUCAGCAGCACACUCAGCGGCACACUUAGCGGCACACUCAGCGGCACACUCAGCGGCACACGCAACGGCACACUCAGCGGCACACUCAACGGCACACACAACGGCACACCCAGCAGCACACUCAACGGCACUCGCAGCACCACCCUCAGCGGCCGAAGAGACCCAAGCCGUGAGCCGAGGAAGGGACGCUUGCCCCGCAUGAGCGCUCCCCCGGUGAACAGCAAAAAGAGGAAGCGGACAUUCAACCCAAGCGCCGACCCAUACUCCAAGGAGAGCAUGGACGAGGGAAGAAUCAUCCACAGUAGCAGCGGCAGCAGCAAAGGGAGCAGUCACGGAGGUAGCCACGGAGGUAUCCACGUAGGUAGCCACUUAGGUAGCCAAGUACGUAGCCACUUAGGUAGCCACUUAGGCAGCCACUUCGGUAGCCACAGCAGCAGCAGCAGCGUUGGGGACAGCAUGGGGAAGGCCAUCUUUGCCAGCAAUAAGAGGAAGAAGGAAUCCUUUUUCGAAAGAGGCAAUGGCGGUGAUGGAGGGGCCAAGGUCGAUGGAGCACAGGUGAGGAAGAAGGACGAAAAUAGCUCCAUGUGGAGGGGAGGAUACAACAGACAAAAUGGAAUCGAUGUGGAGAAAGGAAAUGGAGAUACGCUUUAUCAUGUUGGAGUUAACAGCAUUGGAAUGAACUACCUACCCUUCCAUUGUGCCGAAACGGAAUUGAGCGAUGAAGCUGGGGGAAGGGGCGAUCGCUCCAGAAACAGGAACCCAGAAUUGUGUAACAAUAAAAUGGUAAUUGUGGAUCACGGGGUGCAUAUUGGUCACGUGGGAAGUUUACACGAUGGGUGUGAAGACGGGGUGGGCGGAAGGAGCGCAAAUUUUGAGGCGAACGGGAAUGUCGCCCAUGGGGGCUUCGCCGAGGGUAGAGGAAGAAGCUUCGCACACCAGGGUAUCAGCGGCAGAGGGGGGCGCGCUGGAGGAAGCGGUCGCGGCGGAAGCGGUCUCGUAGGAUGCGGUCUCGUUGGAAGCGGUCGCGUCGGAAGCGGUCUCGUCGGAAGCGAUCUCAGCGGAAACAGGCGCAGCGGAGAGGAAUGCUCUCGCUCGAAUCCCCCAGGCAGUAACUACCUUGCCAGCUACUCAUCCUACGAAGACGUGGAGAAGCUAUCCAAUACAGAAGAAAUAAGGGAUUAUUACAACUCCUUAAUAGAGCUGAAAAAGUCCCUGUAUAUUCGAAGUCAGCAUGGAGACAUGGAUGACCAGGUGAGGUACUCAAACAUUAACGACCAUUUUAUGGAGCUGUUGAAUAAAGAGUCUCGCAGGAGCAGUAGCAGUAGUAGUAGUAGACAGAAGGUAAAUUCCCACGAUGCGUUGGACCCUGAGGAUACUAAAGAGUAUGACGCAUUUUUAUUUGCCAUUUAUUAUGCCAACCGUGAGAAUGUCGCAGCGAUGGGUUCAAGCAAGGGAGGAGGGGAAUGGGGAGGGGGGAUAUCCCCCCCCCAUAGUGAAGACAUAACCCCUGGUAAGAAGACCUUAUCUCCACCCACGUACGAUGAAAUGAAUACCCCAGCUGAGCGGAUGAUGCAGAAAAUCGAUUUUAACAUGGACCAAAAAAACACAGAAAAAAUGGUAGCGAAGAACAGCUGUUCGCCCCUCCAACAUGAAAAUAAUUAUCUGAAUUCCUACCCUAAUUUUAACAGUAUGAAUAGCUCGAAGAAAAUAAGUAACGUUUCUACAUGUCCUAGUUUGGGCGUAAGUAGCUACUCCAUGGGGAACCACAUACAAGGUGAUAAAAAAAAUGUAUUGUCUUGUUCCGUGUCCAGUGAAAGGAAUAAAAAUGAAAAAGACAUCACCAGCGAGGAGAAAUUCGAUUAUGUGAAGGAGCACUUAAAAAGGAAGUCAUUGAACAUGGUCGAGGCGAGAGAACUGUUUAACUCGUGUGCAGAAAAAUAUUCGCAGUUGAUUUUUUCCGAGAGGAGUGUAUUUUUGAAGCAUGUGCGUGGGGCAGGGCAGGAUGCGGAGGGAAGCGCAAAAGGUAGUGUAAAAGGUAGUGUAAAAGGCAGCGCAAAAGGCAGUGCAAAUGGCAGCGCAGAAGCGAACGUCCAUGAGUUGCCCUGCCUGGGGGCCGCUUCUAUCGACCCCUACAGGUUUAUGGACAGGCACAACAGCAUCGCGUCAGAGAAGUCCCGAAAGGGUCGCAGCCAUGUGUGCGCUGAUGACGAGCCUGGCGAGCGUGACGAGCGUGACGAGCCCAACAUGCAUGACGAGCAUGACGAGCCUAGGCACUUUCCUGCGCGGGAAAAACUCGUCCUAGAAAAUGAAAAGAGCAUGAGAUACACCGACGGUCGUACCGAACAGCGUGCGUACCAGAAGAAUCCGCGAGGGGGGUUGUUCUUCUCCUCGCAAGGUGGUAAUUCAGGGAAAGGUGGUGGCUCCUCCUGGAGUCAAAAUGAGCGGACGAGCGAAGGGGUGAAGGAAGAACGAGAAGCAAAACUGGAAGUAGAGCCACUUGGCAAUUUAAAAAGGAGCAGUGUUCUUCUUGGCGAUGAAAACAUGAAGGACAUAAUUGACAUUCUUGUGAAGAGCAAGUACCUGCGCGAGUCUAAGUACGACGAUUCUCUUAGCAGCAAUGUCGAGUGCUCACACGAGCGUGGCAGAAGUAACUCCCGCUGUUUGUAUUGUGCCUGCAUGGCUAGCCUGAAUCGUAAGGGCGUAGAGGUGGAAAACGAAGGCGAUUGCAUGGCUGGCCUGAAUUACAACCACGUUGUGGAAGAUGCGAAGGAGGCUGAAGGUGCACUCAAAGGAGGUGACCAAAAGGAUGGAUACCUCGACCCGGGCGAAGAUAACGUGGAGAGGUACCCCCCCUGCGAAGGGGGAGGAGGAGAAGAAGAAGAAGAAGAAGAAGGAGAGGAAGAAGAAAAAAAACAACUCGUGCAAUUCUCCUUGCCAUUACUGCAGCUUUUACACUAA
Messenger RNA from Plasmodium cynomolgi strain B, 7932 nucleotides. RefSeq names its product transcription factor with AP2 domain(s). The record is from RefSeq and is a predicted model, not a curated record. Lineage: Eukaryota; Apicomplexa; Aconoidasida; Haemosporida; Plasmodiidae. The transcript is spliced from 2 exons. The coding region runs from base 1 to 7932 and encodes 2643 amino acids.